Pimephales promelas (fathead minnow) is the source of this 3267-nucleotide messenger RNA. RefSeq names its product cysteine rich secretory protein LCCL domain containing 1a (gene crispld1a). NCBI's taxonomy places the organism in Eukaryota, Metazoa, Chordata, Actinopteri, Cypriniformes, Leuciscidae. Gene Ontology annotation, cellular component: extracellular region. The record is from RefSeq and is a predicted model, not a curated record.
GUUUGGAUUUAAAGAGAUGUUGCACCAUGUGUUGCACUCUGUCCCACACAAUGGGAACCGAGUCUCCUCUGCACAUUUAUGAUCGUUAAAUUGUAUUUAUGAGCAUGCUUACAGAUGCUUUUGGAUCUAUGGAUGAGCAUUCGCAAAACUGUACUGUCAGAAGACAAGCAGUUCUCAGUAGGCUAGCCUGCUGAAAUUUACAGCAAGUCUGCAGAAAAUCUGAGUGAUCGUUAAUUCGCUGGAUAGGCUAGUUGCUCAGUUACCUGAGGACCCUCAGACGUCAUCACCUCGUCAUCAUCAGAACUCAUCCACCAUGGGUCACUUAACCUCUGCAUUACUGAGGGGGAUUUCUCUCCUGCUGGUGACCCAAUGUGUGUUUACUAUGAUGUUGUUUAAUGCCACAGAUCUUGGCAUUCUCUUGGAUAAGUACCUGGAAGAUGAUGAUGGAGACUGGAUGGUGGAGAGACAGCGAGGCAAGAGGGCCAUCACUACCAGUGACAUGCAGGCUAUCCUGAACCUUCACAACAAACUUCGAGGGCAGGUUUACCCACCAGCUUCAAAUAUGGAAUACAUGGUGUGGGACACUGAACUGGAGCGGAGCGCUGAGGAAUGGGCCGAGACCUGCCUGUGGGAGCAUGGCCCAGCUGGUCUGCUGCCUCAGAUUGGUCAGAACCUGGGAGUCCACUGGGGAAGGUAUCGUCCACCUACUUCUCAUGUACAAGCCUGGUACGAUGAGGUCAAAGACUACUCAUUCCCAUACCCCCAGGAAUGUAGCCCUCACUGUCCUUUUAGGUGCAGUGGUCCAGUCUGUACCCACUACACUCAGCUUGUUUGGGCAACUAGUAGUCGAAUUGGCUGUGCGAUCAACGUGUGCUACAACAUGAAUGUGUGGGGCCAGAUUUGGGCAAAAGCAGUUUAUCUUGUGUGCAACUACUCACCAAAAGGUAACUGGUGGGGAUAUGCCCCAUAUAAACAUGGCGCCCCUUGCUCUGCCUGCCCACCUAGCUAUGGAGGAGUUUGCAGAGAAAAUCUCUGUUAUAAAGGUGAUGGAACAAAUAGACAAAGCCCACGUGAGGAAACAGACGAAAUAAAUUCUAUAGAACCCGAGGUCCCUCACAGUUCUGGACCCCAUUUACGGCCCCCAAGUCCUACCAGACGGCCAAAUACAGUUGUGAGCAAAGAGCAGAUGUCACAGAUUGUGACAUGUGACACAAAGCCAAGAGACCAGUGUAAAGGCACCACAUGUAAUAGGUACGAGUGUCCUGCUGGUUGUUUAGACAGUAUGGCAAAGGUGAUUGGAACAGUGUAUUAUGACAUGCAAUCAAGUAUUUGCCGGGCAGGCAUCCAUUAUGGUGUCAUUGACAAUGAUGGAGGCUGGAUGGAUGUCACAAGACAGGGCAGGAAAGACUUCUUCAUCAAAUCAUACAAAAAUGGACUUCAGUCCUUUGGGAAGUACCAGAGUGCCAAUGCCUUCUCAGUAUCCAAAAUGACAAUAAAAGUUAUCACAUGUGAGACUACAGUUUCUGUGCUGUGCCCUUACCACAAGCCUGCAAGACACUGUCCUAGGAUUUACUGUCCUCGCAACUGCCAGCAAGGAACUCCCCUUUCUCGAGUCAUAGGCACCAGAAUUUAUUCAGAUAAAUCUAGUAUAUGCAGGUCUGCAAUUCAUGCCGGCGUGUUAAGCAACGGGUCAGGUGGUUACAUUGACGUGAUGCCCACAGACAACAGGAAGCUGUACAUUUCCUCAUACCAGAAUGGCAUAGUCUCAGAAAGCCUGCCGAACUCCGCGGGUGGCAAAGCAUUCAGAGUAUUCGCAGUUGUUUGAAAUCGCGGCCACUAUCAACUUGUUCUGUUGAUUAGGCUGUAAUUGUGGCCAUUGUGAGACCUUUUCUGCUCUAACCAGCCUAUACUAUAUUUCCUUUCACACAAAUGUUGCCUGAACUAAGAAUUUGCUGUAUAGACUGAGACCCUCUCCAAUUCAUCAAGCUGAUUAGCCAUUGUAUUGCCUAAAAAGCAUGUAAUUAGAGGAUCGUCAGGGAAUAUGGUGUCUGUAUUGUAGAGAAAAAGCACUUAAGUUAAGUUUUAAGCUUCCAUUAUUUUCAUAAAGAACAUUUCAGAGACUAUUAUAGCAUAUCUACAAUAUAUUUUAGAUGUUAAGUUGACAUAUUAAGUUGUCUUGUUAUGUUGUCAUGUUAUUUUUUUCACUGUAUAUAUAUAUAUAUAUAUAUAUAUAUAUAUAUAUAUAUGGGCAAGAAAGGACUGCUGAUAAAGUUUUAGGGUUUUUUUUCUGAUUAUUUGGAUGAAAAUAAAGAAUGUGGAUAUAAUCCUGCAGGGCAGGAGUUAACGUAUAAAAAACAUCCAACAAAAUGUUAUAUGAAACGUCUACAUUAUUAAACACUGUAAAUAGCUUGUUUUGAAUAGCUUGUCUUAAUUGUAAUGAGGUUCUGUAUUCAUGUGCUGUGUACUGUAUCAUAAAGCAACUUUAUUAUCAUUUAAUGUUUUUUAUAGGUUACUUAAAAAAUCGAGUGUUUAUAUGAUGUCCAAAUUAAUUUGGGGUGCCAUUUUGUAUGCAGUUUUUUUGGGGAACAUUUGUAUUUCCUUGAAGUCGACAUGAAACGGAAGUUGUGAUAGUCGUUUCUUCCCUAUUUUGAUGUACUGUAUAUCUGAGUGAAACUGCUUCUCGAACAAGAAAAAAAAAUGUAGGGCAGGACUUGAGUUUGUCAAUCGGGAACUAAUUGGAUCGUGUUAUUGCUGUAAUGUGAGUGAGAGAUUUGCCAUCCUUACGCCAGUAAAAUGGAUUUUCAUGGAGGCUUUAAUGCAGUGGUUCUCAACUGGUGGGUCACAACCCAAAAAAUAGUCACAGAUCGGUUCCAAUGGGAAAAAAUCUAACCAUAUAAUUGGGUGAACGCGAUUUAACCAAGUACAACAUGUUCUGGCAUCAACAUUUCAAUCAACCAAUCAAAUUUGAGAAACCAGUUGCUAACCAUUGUCUUAAAGUGGGGAUACAUUAGUGAAAUGUAAUGGUCAAAAUGUCCUUUGUCUUACGUGUAGCAAUUUAUGAAGCACCGCUCAAAGUCACUUUCCGUGUGGAAAGAGAGAAAUCUCCAAAACUGUCCAGUGGCGAUUGGCACUUUACAUUGUCCUCCCCUUACAAUGUCUUAUCAUAAUGGCCUUGUAUAAUGAAUGCAUAUGGUUGUACAAAUUAUUUUUUUUCUACCUCACAUUGUUUAAGAAACAUAUUAUAAUAAACUUAAUCAGUCUCUUGUA